CACUGCAGCACUCAUGCAUCAUCAUCAUCCAUCCAUGGAUAGCGUGGCAAUGGUUGCCCUAGCUUUAGUACACAAUAUAUUACUUAGCAACUAAGUUCCAUGAUGACUUCAAGCUUAACAGAACAAGCUGUUGCUGAAGUUGCAUCACUGUCAAAGGAAAGAGGACGAUUGGUACUUGCUAGAUAUCUUGGUUGCAAAGUCGAUGACUAUUUACAUUUGAGAGAUUCAAUUUUGCUUGAUUUCCACUACGGUAACCUCAUGGUGGCUAUCAAUAGUGGAUUAACCUGGUCACAGUCUAUUGAAAUAUUCCUGCUAGGCAAGCACAUGCUCCAGGAAUGUACAGGUAUUAAGCUCUCAGAAGCAAUUGAUAUUUUCCAGGAAAAGAUCAUACACUUGGCAAAUAUGAUCACACAAGACAAAUUGAAGUUGUUUACAGAUUAUUUCUUUGAGACGUUUAUGAAGCAUUAUCGGUUGUAUCAAUUUGUCUUGACGCAAGGACAAGAACCCAUGGCUUCAGAAUUAGAUAUUCAUGUAAUUCCACCUGUUGAAUGCCUCAAACUCAAAGAAGCAAAAACGCUUAAGGUGUGGGAGUAUGAACAGAAGUUAGAAGAGCUUGAACGUGAAGAGGAAGAACGCAAAGCAAGCUUAACUGAACAAAUGCAAAAAGAAGAAUCUGAGAUAGAAAGUCAAAAGAACAUGACAUUUACAUCAACCAUUUCUGGAGAUUUAAACCGAGAGGUUAUUUCAGAAAUGAUAAAGAAAGCCUCAGAUGCCCAGUCUCAGCAUACUGAAAAACUAUUGUAGUUAGUUGUUGAAGAGAAACAUGAGGAUUUAGAUUUCUACUUAGAAAAAACAGCUUUACCCAGGCCUGUAGAUUUAGGUGCACCUCCUAGGACUAAAGCCCCUCCAAAACUGUCUGCUAGGGGAAAGUCAAGCUCCAAGUCAGUUCACAAGUUAGGACAAGGCCUAGAAUCUCAAAAUGCCCGUGGUUCAACAAGAGGUAGCAGAAAUAAGGCUAAAUAGCAUACUCUGAUAUUUUCACAUGUUCAAAUGUAUAAAUGUAACAUUAUUAUUAAAGGUAAUCAAUUUGUUUCUCAGAAUUGUGUUGUCAGUCUGAAUGUUAUCUUGAAACGUUACAGUGAAAACAAAUGUAUAUAGCGCCCUCUACACCAUUAUACAAAGUAAUCAUUUUUGUAAAGAAUUGUAUUCUGUGCUUGUAUUUUAUUGAAUAUGUCUGUAUUUUAAAUAUUUAGUUGAGAUAAAAAGUGCAAUUAGAUAUCUUUAUCAAUUAUUGAUUUGCAUAAUUAACAAUACUAUGUAGUAUAAAUAAGAAACACUACUGUUGUAAUAAUAAUAGUGUAUAGUUUUAUAUAGCGCAUCCAUCUAAUGUAAAAUGCUCAGGGCGCUUGAUAUGUGGAUAAUGAACUCGAUCAAUGACUUUCUUCGCCCCUAAGGGUCACUUUAUGUCUGUGCUACCCAGUAACCUGCUACCAACAACUCUUGUGAUUCACCACAGGGGCUGUCUGUUCCAGUACACCGCAGUAUUCACCUACUCGUCUCAAAGGAUGUACUGGGUUCUUUAUAGUGCACACGAGACUGUUUAUAGUCCUUAUCCGAGAAGAUGGUUAAAAUAAGUUGUGGGUAAAAUAAUUACAUUUUCAAGUGUAGGACAAACUUUAAAACAAAAUAAAUGUCUAAUGUUUUCAGUAAAUUUUUACAGUAUUUUGUAUUUGUUCAUUGGUGACUUGAGAAGGCUAGGAUGUCAACAAAUAUUUACCUCGCAGUCAUAGCAUUUUAAAUUACAUUUAAUGGAAAUUUUAAAGUGACUCAUAAGUAAACCUUGAGUGUGUAAAAGUGUUUGACCGAGAAAGAAAUAAACCAAUUGGACAAAUGUGUAACCCUAACUAAGGUAUAGCAAAAGACCUAUUAACUAAUAAAAUUGUAAGAAAAUUACAACUGCUAAUUAGCAUAUACUUAAACAAGUAAAAUCAACAUGAACUGAGUAUAACUUAAAAUAUGAAAAUCUGUUGCAUGCAAGGUUAAUACUAUUGUGAUGCUACAUCGGAAUUUGGUAUUUUGACCAUCCAAGAAAAGCAUGUGGUUAAAUGAAAAUAUAUUCUUUUUUACUGCCAGCACAAAUAUGAAUAAAUAUAGUAUAUAUUCUUAUUUCAAUUAUGGCUCUAUUACAAAUUUUACAUUUUACUAGAGCAGAGUUUGAUAUCAGUAACAGUAUAGUCAAAAGUCAAUAUUCUAUCCUUGAUUUUUACUCUAACGAGCUAAAAUAUCAAACCAUGUUUGUAUUAUUUCAUAUGUUUUAUUUAUUUUUUGUCUAAUAAAUAACAGCACUUCAGAUAAA
This is a messenger RNA of Anneissia japonica, 2356 nucleotides long. RefSeq lists its product as uncharacterized. Bases 100 to 804 code for a protein of 234 amino acids. The transcript has 5 exons. Lineage: Eukaryota; Metazoa; Echinodermata; Crinoidea; Comatulida; Comatulidae. The record is from RefSeq and is a predicted model, not a curated record.